AUUUAUUAUUUCUAUUUUUCGUUUCGCUUUACUUUUGUUUGUUUUUUUUUUCGUUCAAAUUAAAGUAAUGGGAAAUUUUGCGUUUGAUAAAGAACUGGCCAAAAGGCUAUUAGCUGAAUUUACUGGAACGGCACUUGUUUUGACACUUGGCUGUUGUUAUGCGAAAAGUGGUGGUGGAUAUGAUACGCACAGCACACAGAGUUCCUUUGCCUGGGGCCUGGCCUAUUUGACGGCUAUCCAUAUAUUUGCCAUGCUAAGCGGCGCUCAUCUGAAUCCCGCUGUCAGUGGUACUGCAACAAUUGUUGGCAUUAUGGAGUGGCAAUUGAUGCUUUGGUAUAUGCUCGCCCAGCUCCUUGGCGCCAUGGCCGGCAUUGCGCUGACUUACGCCGUUCUACAAACCUCAAAGUCUCUAUGUCUAUCGGGCAUGGAUGACAAAGUGAAUGUUUUGUCCAUCGAAUUGCUAGCCACAUUCUUUCUGCUAUUAGCCUAUUGUGCUGCUUGGGAUACUCGCAGCGAGGGAGCAUACGAAACUCUAUCGCUUCGCAUCGGAUUCAUAUUUACAGGACUAUCGUUCGCUACGUACCCAACUACCGGAUGUCAUCUCAAUUUCUUCCGUACUUUCGCGGCCGCAGCUGUCAACGGCAGUUGGGGAAUUAUCUGGCCAUAUUUAGUAGCCCAUGCGGCAGCCGCUGCUGCGGCCGGCUGUAUCUGGCGCUUCCUAUUCGCAGAAGAGGCCCCUGAACCGAUGGCCUAAGUAAUCGUAAAUAGAGCAAAUUUAUAUGU
Molecule: messenger RNA, 783 nt
Organism: Drosophila arizonae
Lineage: Eukaryota; Metazoa; Arthropoda; Insecta; Diptera; Drosophilidae
Product: aquaporin AQPAe.a-like
Biological process (GO): transmembrane transport
Cellular component (GO): plasma membrane
Molecular function (GO): channel activity
Source: RefSeq, a predicted model, not a curated record